AUGGACGACGGAGAUUCGAGAUUCAAGCUCGGUGAUUCGGGUCCGUAUUUUUUCAUCAUUGGCAAUAUUGAUCAUUGUAAACAAGGGCAAAAGAUUAUUGUUUUAGUCAUGGCAGUUAGACACCGUAACCCUCCUCCUACCGUGGUUGCAGCCCCGUCUCCCGUAAGUGGCUUGUCGCCACCUCUGAUUCACAAGUCCGCUUUGGAUGCUCCGGCGCCGUCUCCGUCGAAAGCAAGUUCGGUGGGUUUUGGUGUUGUGGUUUGGGUUGGUUUGAUAUACAAUUCUACUGCUGCGACUGACAAAACAGUCUCUACUAUUGAAAAACCUGUAUAG
Messenger RNA from Vicia villosa (hairy vetch), 333 nucleotides. RefSeq names its product early nodulin-like protein 3. NCBI's taxonomy places the organism in Eukaryota, Viridiplantae, Streptophyta, Magnoliopsida, Fabales, Fabaceae. The transcript has a single exon. The record is from RefSeq and is a predicted model, not a curated record. Bases 1 to 333 code for a protein of 110 amino acids. Gene Ontology annotation, molecular function: electron transfer activity.